Notolabrus celidotus (New Zealand spotty) is the source of this 1832-nucleotide messenger RNA. RefSeq names its product peptidylprolyl isomerase (cyclophilin)-like 2 (gene ppil2). Gene Ontology annotation, biological process: protein folding; protein polyubiquitination; protein peptidyl-prolyl isomerization. Bases 134 to 1711 code for a protein of 525 amino acids. NCBI's taxonomy places the organism in Eukaryota, Metazoa, Chordata, Actinopteri, Labriformes, Labridae. Gene Ontology annotation, cellular component: catalytic step 2 spliceosome. Gene Ontology annotation, molecular function: ubiquitin-ubiquitin ligase activity; peptidyl-prolyl cis-trans isomerase activity. The record is from RefSeq and is a predicted model, not a curated record. The transcript has 20 exons.
AAGAAGACGAAGUCGUGACGUAGGUAAUAAACAGGAAGUCACAGAAGGCGAGCAGACUGAGUGUUUGUGUUGGUCAAGUUUUAAUUUGAUCCAUAUAUAUCUAUAUAUCUAUAAACCCCACAAGGAUCUAAAGAUGGGGAAGCGGCAGCACCAAAAGGAUAAAAUGUACAUUACAUGUACAGAAUACACACAUUUCUACGGAGGGAAGAAAGCAGAAAUCCCACGGUCAAACUUCAGACGACUUCCCUUUGAUCACUGCAGCUUGUGCCUUCAGCCAUUCGAGUACCCUAUGUGUACUGAAGAGGGAGUCAUCUUUGACCUGCUGAGCAUCGUCCCAUGGAUCAAGAAGUUCGGGACUAACCCCGCCACUGGAGAGAAACUGGAAGCAAAGUCCCUCGUCAAGCUUAACUUUGCCAAGAACAGCGAUGGAAAGUAUCACUGCCCCGUUAUGUACAACAUCUUCACAAAUAACUCUCACAUUGUUGCCAACAAGGUCACCGGCAACGUGUUCUCCUAUGAGUCUGUGGAACAGCUCAACAUUAAGACCAAAAGUUAUAAAGAUUUGCUGACAGACGAACCCUUCACCAGGCAGGACAUCAUCACUCUUCAGGACCCAACAAACCUGGACAAAUUCAACGUCUCCAACUUCUUCCACGUAAAAAACAACCUGAAGGUGUUGGAUCCAGAUGAGGAAAAAGCCAAGCUGGACCCAGCGUACCACCUUAAGACCACCAAUCUGGAGACCAGGGAGACAUUAGCUGAGCUGUACAAAGACUACAAGGGGGAUCAGCUUCUGGCUUCCACCAUGAAGGAACCAGUGGCCAAGAAGACGGACAAACUCAAUGCUGCCCACUACUCGACAGGCAGAGUCUCUGCCUCCUUCACCUCCACAGCCAUGACUCCUGCAACAGUCCACGAAGCAGACGCCAUCGCAGACGACACUGUACGCUACCAGUACGUGAAGAAAAAGGGAUACGUCCGUGUGCACACCAACAAAGGGGACCUGAAUGUGGAGCUACACUGUGAUAAGGUUCCCAAAGCUGGAGAAAAUUUCAUCCGUCUGAGCAAAAAAGGAUACUACAAUGGGACAGUCUUCCACAGGUCCAUCCGCAAUUUCAUGAUUCAAGGAGGGGACCCCACUGGCACCGGCACAGGAGGAGAAUCCUUCUGGGGGAAACCUUUCAAGGAUGAGUUUCGACCCAACCUGUCCCACACCGGCCGAGGGGUCCUCAGCAUGGCAAACUCUGGUCCAAACACCAACAAGUCACAAUUCUUCAUCACGUUCAGAUCAUGCACCUACCUUGACAGAAAGCACACAGUAUUUGGAAGGAUCGUUGGAGGAUUCGAGGCGCUCACAGCCAUGGAGAACGUGGAGAGUGAUCCCAAAACAGACAAACCAAAGUCGGAGAUAAAGAUCAUAAGUAUGACCGUGUUUGUGGACCCGUAUGAAGAGGCUGACGCUCAGAUCGCAGCAGAGCGAGAGAAAGAUCUGCAGAAGCAGGAGGAGGAGAGGCAGCAGACCAACGAUGCCCUGAAGAAAGCAAAAGAGGAGGAGGCGCCCAAGACGUUCAAAGCUGGCGUGGGGAAAUACAUCAACCCUGCUACAGUAAAACGUCCGGCUGCUGAAGAUGAAAGCGGGCCGUCCACCAGCGGAGCAGUCCCAAAGAAGUCCAAAGGCAAGAGCACCUUUGGAGACUUCAGUUCCUGGUAGCACAAAAAGCAUUCAGCAUGCAGGCAAAAUAUAAUGCAUUCAUACUUCCCUCUUUUGUACCUUUUAGUUGUUUUUUUUCUUUCCUGUGACUCAAUGAAUUAAAUUUUCCUUUUCAAAAACA